GCACGGGGAGAACAUGCAAACUCCACACAGGCGGGGCCGGAGAAUGAAACCGGGUCCUCAGAACCGUGAGGCUGACGCUCUAACCAGUCGGCCACCGUGCCGCCCAAAUUAUUAUCGAGAAUUUUAAAAAACCGCUCAACAGAGUUAUCACAUAGAAUUAACAUAUACAUUCCGUACAUGUGUGAUUUAAGCGUUAUGCAAUCCGAUAAAUGUGACGUGGUGACAUACAGAGUGUUCAAAGGCUCUGGCGCUGGCAUCGGCCUCCCCUUUUGUUUAGCGUCGGUGGUACGGUCCAGUCCACCGCCGGGAAAUCGGCAAUAUGGCGCUGCAGAGGUUUUCAUCUUCAUGUUGUCGCUCGUUUCUGCGCCAACCAACUUCACUUGCAGCGUCACUACAAGCAGGCUGGGUUGGGUGGCGUUUCGGAGCGAGAAGGCAUCUGCUGUCUGAGGAUGUCGUCAGACUUGAAGAUUUCCAGCGAAGGAAGCUGGCAGUGGCUCACCUUCUCACUGGAACAGAUGGGAAUUUUAUCGAAUUGUUCGGCCGCCAGCUGCAGAGGAACAGCCUGAUUUUGCGAGACGACCUCAAGCUGCUGCUCCACUUGUGUCAGUCUACGGAGGACAUGAAGACGGCCCGAGACGCCAUUUAUAGGUACCAUGCAGAAAACAGGAACGUGGCGCACGGGGAGUUCAAGUUUGGCCCCGUCUUCAUGAGACUGUGCUACGAGCUGGGACUGGAGAAGAUGGCCGCCGCUACGCUUACCGAUAAGGAAAUGAGAGGUUUUUUCGGCGACCCCACUUCCUUCAACAUCGCCAUAGACAUGUUAUUCGUGAAAGGCUGUCAUGAAGAUGCCCUGGAGGUGUUGUGGUCCAUGAGGAGCCAAAGUGUGCCGUUCAACAAAGACACGCUGAUGCUGGCGUCUGCUGUCUGCUAUAAACUGAACUCGACCGAGUCGCACGCAAUCUGCACGUCGCUCAUCGAGGAGGCUCAGGUCAAAGGGCAUUUUGUCCCCAGGCACGCUUACUGCUUUGCUGUGGCUUUAGCACUCAAACAGAAUGACAUUGAAAAGGCACAACUACUGUUUUCGCAAAUCAUGAGCACAGACAGUCGACUGUGCCAAAACCUAAAGGUUUUGCUACUGGCGAUGUCCGGAGAGACACAAGAGGCCGUUACGAUCCUUUUUUCUGCGGCCAAACUCUCGAAAGGCCCGUCCUUUGUCAGGAAGCCGGAAUUUUCUCAAGAGGUGUUGGAUCAGCUGCGCCUGCGGGCCGAGGGCGGCGAGCGAGCGGCCGAAGCCGAGCGGGUGCUUUCGCAGCUGGAGCGCGCCGGUCGGGUGACGCGGCGGACCCUGGACGACAUGCUGUGCCACGCGCCCUCCCCCAAGAGGAGAGCGGCCCCCAUCGUGGAGCAGAGGCGGACCAGCAGGAGGACCCUGAAGCCGCUUCACUCCACGCUGCUGUCGGAGUGACGUUCUCCGCUUAAUGCUGGACAUCAGCCACCUUGCUGUGUUGCAUAUUCAAAAUAUGGUGACUAGGAAAAAGAAAUGUCCGAAAAUAUGGGCCCCUUGGUUGCGUAUUAUAAUUAAUAUACUGUUCAGCUUUUUUUUUUUUUUUUUAGGAUGUACAGUCAAUGCAAUAGUGUUCAACAAAAUUGUGAUGAUUGCAAUAAUAUGAUAAAAAUAAUUUGGUAUACAUUUACAUUUUAGAUUAUUUUGAUACAUUAUACCAGUGAUUCUCAAAGUGUUACUGGGACCACAGGUGGCAUGCUGGCUCCCUCUAGUGGUAUAUGAAAAAAUAACUGCUUAGGUACAGUUCAGCUGUAUUUAACUUUUAUAGUACAUUCGAACUUAAUCUUUAAGAACUGUUUUUUUUCCUUAGUUAAUUUUCAGGUCAAUUCUUAUUCAACUCGUGUAAUUUAUUUGUAAUUGUAACAUUAUUCAAGAACAGGUUUUUUUCUAAGCUCUCUUUUAAUGCUCAACCAGCAGAAGGAUUCUGUUGCUUCCAGUCAUUACAUAUACUAUUUAUGAAUAAAACCCUCUGUGUUGUUUUUUAUGAAUACUUUGGCUUACUACGUGACUGUAGUUUAAUGUUGUUUAGUAGUCACAACAGUAGUACUUGGAAAGCGCAGUCGUUUUUUUAGGUGGUACUUAGUGUAAAAAUUGUGAGAACUACUAAAUUGAGCUAUUAACCAAAAUGACAAAAUAGUGUCUGAAAAUUUAAUCAACGAUCAGGCUGGUUAACAGGGCACAAAUCCCGCCCACCUAACUUGAUGUGUCAGUUUGAUUGGUUGAAAUGUAAAUACAUUUGAAGUAUUAAUUUUACGACAUGAAUUAA
This is a messenger RNA of Phyllopteryx taeniolatus (common seadragon), 2330 nucleotides long. RefSeq names its product pentatricopeptide repeat domain 2 (gene ptcd2). Gene Ontology annotation, biological process: mitochondrion organization; regulation of mRNA processing; multicellular organism development. Gene Ontology annotation, cellular component: mitochondrion. Lineage: Eukaryota; Metazoa; Chordata; Actinopteri; Syngnathiformes; Syngnathidae. Gene Ontology annotation, molecular function: RNA binding; protein binding. The coding region runs from base 320 to 1465 and encodes 381 amino acids. The transcript is spliced from 10 exons. The record is from RefSeq and is a predicted model, not a curated record.